AUGUUUUGCACUUCUCAUCCUCGAAGUCCAAUAUCUUUGGUAUGUGUGGCUGAACACAAGUGUUAAUGUUAAAGGAAGAUGUGUGUUGAAUGUCUUUAUGAACACGGAACAGAGAUUAAAUAAGCAGUUCCAAUUAACAAAUUUCAUGAAAUGCUUCUAAAGAAAUUGUCAGAAAAUCAGUUGGAGGAUACAUCAGAAUUAAUUAAAUAGAAAAUAAGCUUCAAAUAACUGCUAUCUGAAACUGAAGCAAUUAUGAAGAAGUUAUGGGAAGAUUUAGUAACUUCAAUUAAAUUGAUCUAUGAGAUGAUUGAGUAAGAAAAUAAUUCUUACAUUAAUCUCAUCAGAAAAAAUGAAAAUUUAGCAGAAUCUUCUUAUAAUGAUUUGGAAAAACUAGUGUAAAUACAGAAUGGUAGAAUUUUAGAUGAUUGGAAUUAUAAAAAGAUUUCUUAUGUGUCGAAAUUGGAUAAAGCAAAGUAGUGGCUAGAAAAAGAAGUGAAAACUUUCAAUGAAAAAUUUAAACAAGAAAUGAAUGAGAUUUUAUAGAUGUUUCGGUAUAAUUUAACAACAUUUUUAAAUAGGAUUGAAAAGAAAGAGUAAUUGAUAUGGAAAGAAGGCACCCAACAACUAAGAGGAAUCUAUUGGAAUUAUAAUUAUAUACCACCUGUUUAACAAACAAUACCACUCCAAAUCACCUAUACAUUGGACAAAGAAAUUGAAUAUUUCAGAGAUGGAUCUAGGCUAAGAAUGUAAAAUUACUUUAAGAUUAACUUAGAGAUAAAAAUAUAGACAUAACAAAGAAUCCUGAAAUUUUAACUUAUUUAGAAUAAAUCUAAAAUCUUAAAUGGUUUGGACAAUAUGGAGAUAAUAAUAAGUAGAUAGGCAAAUGGAUCAUAAUAUGGAGUGGUGAAAAAAUAUAGGAUGUUGGUGGAGAGUACUCUAAUAAUGGUGAAAAAUAAGGUUAUUGGAUAGAGUUGGCGAAAAAUUAUUAAAAGUGAAUUAAAUAAUAUUAAUUAAUAGAUAAGCGUAAGUGCUUGAAAAAGGUGAGUAUGUGAGCGGUCAAAGAAAUGGUGUCUGGAAGUUUCUUUUUUAAUAUAACGAGAUGUAACUAUUAUAUUAUUAAAUAACAAAGAGGUGGUGGGGUUUAUAAAAAUGGAAUUAAGAAUGGAGAAUGGUAGGAAUUGAGUGAUAGCUUUAAUAAAUAUAAUUAAGUAACUUACAAAGGUUAAUAUAAAAAUGGUAAGAAAGUUGGUAGAUGGGAUAUUUAAUAUAGGCCUGAUGUAGAUAAACCAUUUAUUACAAUGUAAUAUAUAUUGUAUAAAAGUGUGUUUCAGUGGUGGUGGUUAAUAUGAUGAAGCAGGUGAUGGACUUAAGUUAGGUAAUUGGGUGGAAAUAUCAGAUAAUUUUUGGAACUCAUCCUAAGUAACUUACAAAGGUUAAUAUAAAAAUGGUAAGAAAGUUGGUAGAUGGGAUAUUUAAUAUAGGCCUGAUGUAGAUAAACCAUUUAUUACAAUGUAAUAUAUAUUGUAUAAAAGUGUGUUUCAGUGGUGGUGGUUAAUAUGAUGAAGCAGGUGAUGGACUUAAGUUAGGUAAUUGGGUGGAAAUAUCAGAUAAUUUUUGGAACUCAUCCUAAGUAACUUACAAAGGUUAAUAUAAAAAUGGUAAGAAAGUUGGUAGAUGGGAUAUUUAAUAUAGGCCUGAUGUAGAUAAACCAUUUAUUACAAUGUAAUAUAUAUUGUAUAAAAGUGUGUUUCAGUGGUGGUGGUUAAUAUGAUGAAGCAGGUGAUGGACUUAAGUUAGGUAAUUGGGUGGAAAUAUCAGAUAAUUUUUGGAACUCAUCCUAAGUAACUUACAAAGGUUAAUAUAAAAAUGGUAAGAAAGUUGGUAGAUGGGAUAUUUAAUAUAGGCCUGAUGUAGAUAAACCAUUUAUUACAAUGUAAUAUAUAUUGUAUAAAAGUGUGUUUCAGUGGUGGUGGUUAAUAUGAUGAAGCAGGUGAUGGACUUAAGUUAGGUAAUUGGGUGGAAAUAUCAGAUAAUUUUUGGAACUCAUCCUAAGUAACUUACAAAGGUUAAUAUAAAAAUGGUAAGAAAGUUGGUAGAUGGGAUAUUUAAUAUAGGCCUGAUGUAGAUAAACCAUUUAUUACAAUGUAAUAUAUAUUGUAUAAAAGUGUGUUUCAGUGGUGGUGGUUAAUAUGAUGAAGCAGGUGAUGGACUUAAGUUAGGUAAUUGGGUGGAAAUAUCAGAUAAUUUUUGGAACUCAUCCUAAGUAACUUACAAAGGUUAAUAUAAAAAUGGUAAGAAAGUUGGUAGAUGGGAUAUUUAAUAUAGGCCUGAUGUAGAUAAACCAUUUAUUACAAUGUAAUAUAUAUUGUAUAAAAGUGUGUUUCAGUGGUGGUGGUUAAUAUGAUGAAGCAGGUGAUGGACUUAAGUUAGGUAAUUGGGUGGAAAUAUCAGAUAAUUUUUGGAACUCAUCCUAAGUAACUUACAAAGGUUAAUAUAAAAAUGGUAAGAAAGUUGGUAGAUGGGAUAUUUAAUAUAGGCCUGAUGUAGAUAAACCAUUUAUUACAAUGUAAUAUAUAUUGUAUAAAAGUGUGUUUCAGUGGUGGUGGUUAAUAUGAUGAAGCAGGUGAUGGACUUAAGUUAGGUAAUUGGGUGGAAAUAUCAGAUAAUUUUUGGAACUCAUCCUAAGUAACUUACAAAGGUUAAUAUAAAAAUGGUAAGAAAGUUGGUAGAUGGGAUAUUUAAUAUAGGCCUGAUGUAGAUAAACCAUUUAUUACAAUGUAAUAUAUAUUGUAUAAAAGUGUGUUUCAGUGGUGGUGGUUAAUAUGAUGAAGCAGGUGAUGGACUUAAGUUAGGUAAUUGGGUGGAAAUAUCAGAUAAUUUUUGGAACUCAUCCUAAGUAACUUACAAAGGUUAAUAUAAAAAUGGUAAGAAAGUUGGUAGAUGGGAUAUUUAAUAUAGGCCUGAUGUAGAUAAACCAUUUAUUACAAUGUAAUAUAUAUUGUAUAAAAGUGUGUUUCAGUGGUGGUGGUUAAUAUGAUGAAGCAGGUGAUGGACUUAAGUUAGGUAAUUGGGUGGAAAUAUCAGAUAAUUUUUGGAACUCAUCCUAAGUAACUUACAAAGGUUAAUAUAAAAAUGGUAAGAAAGUUGGUAGAUGGGAUAUUUAAUAUAGGCCUGAUGUAGAUAAACCAUUUAUUACAAUGUAAUAUAUAUUGUAUAAAAGUGUGUUUCAGUGGUGGUGGUUAAUAUGAUGAAGCAGGUGAUGGACUUAAGUUAGGUAAUUGGGUGGAAAUAUCAGAUAAUUUUGACUAGUACUCUUAAGUAACUUACAAAGGUUAAUAUAAAAAUGGUAAGAAAGUUGGUAGAUGGGUAGAAAUAACUGAAACCUCAUUUCCCAAGUAAAUAACGCAAAUUGAAAUUCAUUAUGAUUAUUGA
Paramecium primaurelia is the source of this 3432-nucleotide messenger RNA. The record is from the annotation of a GenBank genome assembly. Lineage: Eukaryota; Ciliophora; Oligohymenophorea; Peniculida; Parameciidae.